Molecule: messenger RNA, 882 nt
Organism: Esox lucius (northern pike)
Lineage: Eukaryota; Metazoa; Chordata; Actinopteri; Esociformes; Esocidae
Product: C3a anaphylatoxin chemotactic receptor-like
Biological process (GO): chemotaxis; phospholipase C-activating G protein-coupled receptor signaling pathway; inflammatory response
Cellular component (GO): plasma membrane
Molecular function (GO): complement receptor activity; G protein-coupled receptor activity
Source: RefSeq, a predicted model, not a curated record
AUGGAGAAUGAUGUCAAAUACAUACAUGACGAUAUCAGUCGUACUGACAUGGAUGCAGCUUCCAUAAACUACAAUAGAUGCUUCAUUGAUGGUUUCUGUAUCUUCUACCUGGUGGUCAACAUUGUCACCUUCCUGAUUGGGGUUCUUGGGAACGGCCUGGUCAUCUGGAUCACUGGUCUCAAGAUGAAGAAGACGGUCAACACCACCUGGUACCUCAGCCUGGCCGUGUCCGACUUCAUAAUCUGUGUCGCAUUUCCACCUUUCUACAUCAUCAUCAUAAUUGUUUCAGAGGAGUGCAUCUUGGGGCUUUUCAUGUGUAACUUCACCUUUGCUCUGAUGUUCAUCAACAUGUUCAGUAGCAUCAUCCUCCUGGUUGUCAUCAGUGUUGAUCGCUGUGUGUCGGUGGUGUUUCAAGUCUGGUCCAACCGUACCAUCAACAAGGCCUUUGUUGUGGUGAUCCUGACCUGGGUUUCAUCUGUUGCCCUCAGCACCUGUUUUAUUUUGGCGGGUGAAAAAUGUGUGUUCAUUGUUGGCUUUGCAUUUCCCUUCCUCAUCAUCUUCUUCUGUUACUCUGUUAUCAUCCUGCGACUGAGAACCAGACGAAUGAUGAGUGUGUCCUCCAAGUCCCUCAGAGUAAUGACUGUCCUGAUCGCCAUGUUCCUCAUCUGCUGGCUGCCCUUCCAUGUCUUCAUGCUGUUAGACCAGAACCACAAAAACUACAAUCUGGAGGUCAUGAGAACUGGAAUUAUUGUGGGAAUAACAUUAUCCACAGUCCAUAGUUUCCUCAGACCAGUGUUGUAUGUUUGCAUGGGGAAUAACGUCCCACCGACACUCAAGAGGUCCAUAGUUGGUAGGAUUGAGAAUUAUAUUUUUGCAGUCUAG